GAGUGGCACUAGCAGGCAGAAUUGCCAACCAUUAUAUUGACAAUGUUCUUCGAACUCAAUUGCCUCAAGCACUUCGAUCUGUUGGAUUGGACCCUGCACCUUUACCAGGAUUCAACACUUACUUUGGCCCUCAAGGUAUUUACCAAAAUCAAGGAGAGGCUAUAUUCUCAAACGGAAACGCAACAAACUUAGGCAUAUUGUAUAGGGUAGGUGAUUGCUCAGGGCCAAAAUUGUUCCUUGGAGAACUUUCCAUCAACUGUACUCUCCGUUUGUUACAAAUUACUACAAGCUACAAGGUUAUUAUAAGGAAUGGAAGCAACAUUUACACGCCAAGGAAUAUUGGCCGCUUUGGUGAAACUCUUCUGUCUCUGGAAGUAACAGGAAGACCCCAAGCUGAUUAUUUAGGAUCAGUACAAAAAUUUAGAGUUGCUCGUCUCGGUUUACUCACUCCUACUUUUUCCAGUCUUCCAGCUCCUCUUAACAAGUAUUUGAGGGUCAUUCAAGAU
Molecule: messenger RNA, 506 nt
Organism: Parasteatoda tepidariorum (common house spider)
Lineage: Eukaryota; Metazoa; Arthropoda; Arachnida; Araneae; Theridiidae
Source: RefSeq, a predicted model, not a curated record